This is a messenger RNA of Homo sapiens (human), 3533 nucleotides long. RefSeq names its product zinc finger protein 385B (gene ZNF385B). The transcript has 11 exons. Lineage: Eukaryota; Metazoa; Chordata; Mammalia; Primates; Hominidae. Gene Ontology annotation, cellular component: nucleus. The record is from RefSeq and is marked validated. Gene Ontology annotation, molecular function: nucleic acid binding; zinc ion binding. The coding region runs from base 667 to 2265 and encodes 532 amino acids.
GCAGUGUCAACGAGCCCCCGAACGGUUCCGCCUCAUUCCCUCUCUGUGUGCCUCGCAAGUCUCUGCUUAGUAAACCGUCACAGCUUCGGCGCGCGAGAGUGGCGUUGGCACGUCCAAACCCCGGGGUCCUCGGCCAGGCCAGGGGGGCGGGCGUGCGGCGGGGCCGGGCCGGGCCGGGCGCGCCCAGCGGGCUCCGGGCACACGCCCCUCACCUGGGCGAGGCCCGGUGCGCAGGCGCUCAGCGCGGGGGCAGCGGCCGGGCGCUUAAGCCCGGCGCGGGCAAGAGUUGGACAGUUCAGGGGCCGCGCCGGGCCGAGCUGUCGCCCGCGCCACCUCCACCGCCGCCGCUGCUACCGCCACCGCCACCGCCUGGGCUGCAGCAGAUCGCGGGAGAACGUCUGCGCGAAGCCCCGGUGCAGCCCUGGCGGGACCGCAGCAACCACCGGAGCGUGAGCAACAGCUUCCCGGCUGGAGGAGCCACUGCCCCACGCGCCCGCGGCCCGCGCGCCGAGAUGUUCUACAUUUCAACUCCAUCAAAUAUUAAAUUGAUGUUUAUGGGCUAACCUGGAAACCGAAAAACAGUUUGUUUCACUACAAGAAUAAGAAAAUAUGUCCAAAUUCCUGUCAGCUGACUUAUAAAGGGACUUUUAGAACACAACCCAAUGCAUGAGGUACUCCUUAAGCCCUGACAACCAUCUUGAAGAUGGAAUCAUGAAUAUGGCAAAUUUUCUACGGGGCUUUGAAGAAAAGGGGAUAAAGAACGACAGGCCUGAGGACCAGUUGAGCAAAGAGAAAAAGAAAAUUCUUUUCUCCUUCUGUGAGGUGUGCAACAUCCAGCUGAACUCUGCAGCCCAGGCUCAGGUGCAUUCCAACGGCAAAUCCCACCGCAAACGAGUGAAGCAGCUGAGUGAUGGGCAGCCCCCACCACCCGCCCAGGCCAGCCCCAGCAGCAACAGCAGCACAGAUAAUCAGGGCUGGAGCCAAGUCUCGGUAGCGCUGUGCAUUAUCCUGGUCACAUACUGGAAGUUUUGUUUAUCCAACUUGGUUGCUCUUGAAGCUGGUGAGAGCCCUGCCAGGAUGUGGAGUGGACUUCCUAGCAGAGGCAGUACAUGCCACACUACUACCCUUCCUGCUCUUGUGCGCACACCUACCCUGAUGAUGCAGCCUUCACUGGAUAUCAAACCAUUUAUGUCUUUUCCAGUGGACAGUAGUUCUGCUGUUGGGCUCUUUCCAAAUUUUAACACAAUGGAUCCUGUGCAAAAAGCGGUUAUUAACCAUACAUUUGGAGUAUCCAUUCCCCCAAAGAAGAAACAAGUUAUUUCUUGUAAUGUCUGUCAGCUUCGCUUUAACUCAGAUAGCCAGGCCGAGGCCCACUACAAAGGAAGUAAACAUGCCAAGAAGGUCAAAGCACUAGACGCAACGAAAAAUAAACCCAAAAUGGUUCCUUCCAAGGACAGCGCAAAGGCUAAUCCCAGCUGCUCCAUCACUCCAAUCACAGGCAACAACUCUGACAAAUCAGAAGAUAAAGGGAAGUUAAAAGCCAGCAGUUCCAGUCAGCCAUCAAGCUCUGAAAGUGGCUCAUUUCUCCUCAAAUCUGGCACAACACCCCUGCCACCUGGAGCAGCCACUUCUCCCUCCAAGAGCACAAAUGGAGCUCCCGGUACUGUUGUUGAAUCAGAAGAAGAAAAAGCCAAAAAAUUACUUUAUUGUUCACUAUGCAAAGUGGCUGUGAACUCCCUGUCACAGCUAGAGGCACACAACACAGGAUCUAAACACAAGACCAUGGUUGAAGCUCGUAAUGGGGCUGGUCCAAUUAAAUCCUAUCCUAGACCUGGAUCAAGAUUAAAGAUGCAGAAUGGCAGUAAGGGGUCAGGACUACAGAACAAGACAUUUCAUUGUGAAAUCUGUGAUGUUCAUGUUAAUUCAGAAAUUCAACUCAAACAGCACAUUUCUAGCCGAAGGCAUAAAGAUCGAGUUGCAGGGAAACCACUGAAGCCAAAAUACAGCCCUUACAACAAACUCCAGCGGAGCCCGAGUAUUCUAGCAGCAAAACUUGCAUUCCAGAAAGAUAUGAUGAAGCCUUUGGCCCCAGCCUUCCUGUCCUCACCUCUCGCAGCGGCGGCAGCCGUGUCCUCAGCGCUGUCACUCCCACCCCGGCCCUCUGCCUCGCUCUUCCAGGCUCCAGCCAUUCCUCCAGCUCUUCUGAGGCCUGGGCAUGGGCCCAUCCGCGCCACUCCUGCCUCCAUCCUCUUUGCUCCGUACUAACGUCUGCAAACCCCAAGACGUUUGAGGCCAGUAGGAAGUUGAGAAAGAAAGCCACAAGGAUUCAGCAAUUUAAGCAGUUUGUGUUGCAGUACCCCCCAUUCACCCACAAAAUGCAGCCCACCACCCAGUCCCCCAAUUCCAGAGAGAAACACAUCACUAGAUUGACGAGGGCUUUUAGAGACUGCUCCUAUAAUUGAGGAAUCAGCAGCAUAGGCUUUAUCUCCCUACUUCCUCCCCCACCCUACCGCGUUCAAUUUGUGUAUCUCAGAUAUUUGAUUUCUUGAGCAUGUAUUGGUCAGAAAGAAAAAGAAAGAAAACCAUUCUCUAUUUUUCCAUGGGUAUGAUCUGGCUUAAAACAAUAUGGAAUAUUUUCCUGACAGACUUGAAAACUAGGAUCUUCCUCAGAUGUCUGUAAAUAACUCUGGUAUCCAACUGGGUGUAUUCUAGUGUGGAACAAAAAACAGUGAACACAAGUGCUUACUUGUGGAUACUAUCUUACCAACGGAUCACAAAGUUCUCUUUUUGGUGUACUGUUGUUGACAGGGAUUGUGUACUGUUUCGACCCAAGUACUGCUGUAUCCUGUGUAGUACUAGAUCUGUAUCUCUUGUCUGAAUUAAACAUUUUUAGUUGCUGUGUAAAUGUUAGGAAGCAAAGUAGCUUUGAAUUUUCUCUGUAAGAGAAUAAAAGAUAAAAUAAUGUAUUUUCUUUAUUUCACAUUUUAUUUGGAGAUAUUUAAAUGAAAUAGAAAGCCAUAUAACAUAGCUAUAAUUACUACCUGUUUGCUAUUUUUGUUUAACUUAUUUUGUAGCUUCCUCACUGGUUUGUGUUGCUAAGCAAACGUAUACAAACAGAAAAAGAGCUUCCUAAAUUGCACAUUUUUGCACCUCUUGUGCAUUCUGCAAGAAGACAAUGAAUCCAUGUAUUUCUAUAUAAGUAUCUUCUUCAUUUUUAACCUGUUUUCAUUUGUAAUGAUGCUACAUAAUUUUGUGGCUCCCUAAUGCAAUAAUGUACAGAAGAUAAAAAAAUUUAUAAUUGAACAAUUUGUCUUUCUGUUCGCUGAAUAUAUUGCAGGUCAUGCUCCCAUGCCCCCCUUUCUAAGCCGAUAUCAACAAGACUGGAAUGUUUGUGAUAUCAGGGGCAAGAGUUAUCAUAGAACAACAAAAUAGAGUGGACUCUUUUAGAGCAUCUAUAUCUGCAACCUGUAAAUGGUAAAAUGUCUGUGUAUUUUUUUAAAUGUACCUUUUCAAUAAAAGUACAAAAAAUAAAA